AAUGACGUUUAGGGAAAAACAAGCGAGUCUGUUGUUACUCCCGGAACGGCGGCGAAGCACAUCAUGGCUUGUUGUCGACCCUCGAAAAGAGAGCCAGGUUCGGGCACGCAGCAACCUCACACGACGUCGGACGCCGGGUCAGAUCUUGCUGUUGCUGGUUCUGUCGUGGCGGACCCGCAGCACUCCAAAAAGCUGCUCCGUGCCCUUCGGUCCUUCUGGCAGGACCAGUGUUUUCAAGAUGCCGUUCUGGUUCUGGACGGCGAGGAGAUCCCGGUGCAGAAAAAUAUAUUAGCUGCCGCCAGUCCAUAUAUUCGGACGAAGCUGAAUUACAACCCCCCAAAGGAGGACGGGUCGGUGUAUGCCAUCCAGUUGCAGGGUAUCUCCGUUGCCACCAUGAAGCAGAUCUUGGACUAUAUCUUCAGUGGAGAGAUCAGUUUGAGCGAGGACACUGUUCAGGACGUGGUGCAGGCAGCCGACCUCCUGCUCAUGACUGACCUGAAGCUCCUGUGCUGUCAGUUUCUGGAGAGCUGCAUUGCGGCCGAGAACUGCAUCGGGAUCCGCCUGUUCUCCCUGCACUACUGCCUGCACCAUGUGCACCACGUGGCCACGGACUUCCUGCAGACACACUUCCGUGACGUGGCCUCCACCGAGGAGUUCUUGGAGCUACCGCUGGACCGCCUGUGUGAGAUCCUAGCCAUGGAGAAGCUGAACGUGGGCAAUGAGAAGCACAUCUUGGAGGCCGUGGUUCGCUGGCUAGCACAUGACCCCGAGGCGCGGAGGGUCCACAUGAAAGAAGUGAUGGCAUCGGUGUGGGUACUGGGGCUCGACCAAACCUAUCUGCGGGAGCAGAUGCUGGGAGACCCCCUCAUGAGGGAGGUGAUUCGGGAGUGUUGCCAUGUCCCUCUGGGUGGCGCGCCCCAACAGGGGGAGGCACUGCUGGCCUCCUUUAAGCCCCGUGGUUACUCCGAGUGCAUUGUCAUCGUGGGGGGCGAGGAUAGAGCGAGCCGCAAGCCCACAGCAGUGACGCGGUGCAUGUGCCCACUGUACGACCCCAACCGGCAGCUGUGGAUCGAGCUGGAGCCCAUGAGUGUGGGCAGGACCGGGCACGGCGUGGUGACCGCAGAGGGCUACCUCUUUGUGGUGGGAGGUAUGGAUGAGAACAAGACCGUCCUAUCCAACGGGGAGAGGUACGACCCUGACACCAACACCUGGAGUCCCAUCCCCUCCAUGAUCCAGGCGCGGCAGAACUUCGGCAUUGUGGAGAUCGACGGCCUUAUCCACGUGCUGGGCGGUGAGGAUGGAGCAAGCGAGCUCCUUACCAUGGAGGUGUACGACCCCCACACCAGGAGCUGGAGCGCGCGGGCUAGCAUGACCAUGGUGCGCAAGGUUGGCUGCUAUGCUACUAUGAACAAGAAGAUCUAUGCCAUGGGCGGCGGCUCUUAUGGGAAGCUGUAUGACUCUGUGGAAUGCUACGACCCCAGGACUCAGCAGUGGACGGCACUCUGCCCCCUUAUGGAGAGGAGGUUUGGGGCAGUGGCGUGUGGAGUGAGUCAGGAGCUGUACGUGUUCGGGGGCGUGAGGAGCAGAGACGCCGAUAACCCUGAGUCUAGCCAGAUGAUGACCUGCAAGUCUGAAUUCUACCAUGAAGAACUGAAGAGAUGGAUGUAUUUGGAUGACCAGAGCCUCUGCGCGCCCACAAGCUCAUCCUUCGUGUAUGGUGCUGUCCCAAUUGGUGCGAGCAUCUACGUGGUGGGAGACCUGGACACCGGCACGAGCUACGACUACGUCCGCGAGUUUCGGCGCAGCUCCGGUGCCUGGCACCGCACCCGGCCCAUGCUGCCCACCGACCUCUGCAAGACGGGCUGUGCCGCGCUGCGCAUCGCCAACUGCAAGCUCUUCCGGCUGCAGCUGAAGCAGGGCUUGUUCCGCAUCCGCAUCCAGUCCACAUAGGAAGCCCCGCCCCCAGGCUGAGCCCCGCCCCCAGGCCAAGCUCCGCCCCACCCUGUCACCUCCGGAUGUACACCUGGGACCCUGAGCUGUCUCUGAAUAGGCUUUGGAGCUCUGUCCACAGUGGGGCUCAGGCAGGGCACGGGCUCCUCUGUCCCCCCCCCCCAAACCCCCCGCUUAUGCUACAAGCCCGCCACACGCAAGAUCUGAUGCCUCAUUCCGUUUCUAACACUAAUACUUUUUAACGGUUUUUACCUGCUGCAGUACUCUCAUUCCUAGUAGCUCAGUGUUUACUACUUUUAGUUCUCAUAUUAAGCUUUAAAAGGGUGCUUGUGUAAAGAAACACUUCGACGAAGGAGGAUCUGCGGUUUCCUUUAACAUAAGAAUUAUUAUGCAACUUGAAGCCCAGUUGGAGGAAUUUCUGCGAGAGGCUUCAGAACAUUUGAUAACUGCGUGGGGGAGGACAGCUGGCCAAGGGACCUUAGUUUUUAAACGUAUUAUACAUUUUUUUUAAUUAUUAUUUUCACUUGUAUGUUACAGAGUGUCCCAGUAUCUUCCAGGCUGCGUUGUUUGGUGACAUGGUACAGCUGUAGAGUGCUCAGGUUGCAGCACCGACUUCCUUGCUGAUGCAGGAACCCUGCACACGCGCGUAACAGUAGAUAACUCUGCACGUAGACGCACCGUCCACUGCUUGGUCUUGGAAAGCCAUACUGAGUAUCUGCCACAAUUAGCAAUUAUUACCGGCCUGUUGCAAAACUUGUAGCCGUCGUUACUGUCUACCUGCAGUGUGGCUGUCCUAAGGGCGAACUUACUGUAAUUGUGUUUGAGUGCCUGUGUUCUGUCACUGCAUAAUGUAUUUAUCGUGCUGUCCUCAGUGAGACUUGACCAUUGAAAUGUGUGUAUUAACAGGUGUCGGGCACUUUCUCAUGCACACUGCACAGUGCACUUAUCAUGCAGGCCACUAGGGGCGCUGGCCUUGUUCGAACGCACCUGGUAUGUUUUUAACCGUGACCUCCCCCCCCCCCCCCCACCACCAUACCAACCUUACAGCCGGUGCCAUGGAAAACCAUCCUGCCAAAUGCUGGCGGGAAAGCCAAGGAAGAAGUACACGCAUUCUGUGUCAUACUUCUUUCUACCGAAAUCUCUACCAAAACAAAUUAUUUAGUUGUAAAACAUGUCAGACGUUUAAAUACCUUACUAUUUCCUUAAUUCAGGAAAAAAAAUGUACAUUUGGCAAAAAAUAGAAGUUUGAUAGAAUACUGGAAGAAAUAUUUACAUUGUUUUGCAUUUUUUGGGGGGAAAUGGUACUGGAUUGUCCACAGUGUCCGAUCUCAUGCUAGAGGUGGUUUCCGUUAUAAAAGUGUUUGUGUGUAAUAAGUGGUUUACUUUGGACCCCUCCGGCCCCCACUUCUAUUUGGGGCGGCUGGGGGGGACAGUCUACUUUCAGCUGCCAUUCCACACCGUUUACACAGCCUGUUAUCUUACUGUUUAAUUUCCAUCUUGAUGUUAAAGGAGGGAAAAUAACACCAUUUUUUGCCUUAGUGAUAAAUCGCAGAAAUGUUAGUCAGAUGUGGUUUACUAUCAGUAUGGGAAUAGAGGUUUUAAUAUUUGCUCCGUAUGUCUUCUAUGGUUAGUUUUUCUGAACCUUUCCAUGAAUGGCCUACCUUUUUACGUAAUUUUUCAUUUUCAUCUUUUUGUGAUCCAGAUCGUAAUCUUGAGUUUACAGGCUGAGUAAAUAAUCAAAAGGCAAAAAAACAUUAGCUGAGGUUGAUAAAAACAUGAUUUUAUAAAUGAUUUCUAAAAGGUCUGUAUGGUAUUUCUCAUUAAUUUGGUUCCUUUUUUAUUCCAGUAAUUGACAGCUAUAAAAGAUGACGUGUCUUGUUACCCUACGAGUUCAAACAUGUAUGACUUUGCUGCUGAGUGGUAGCCCUGUGUCAUAAGCAUGAGGUUAACACUGCACUACUUUCGGUGGUAAAUAUAUGCAUGUGGACUGAUA
Molecule: messenger RNA, 3943 nt
Organism: Brienomyrus brachyistius
Lineage: Eukaryota; Metazoa; Chordata; Actinopteri; Osteoglossiformes; Mormyridae
Gene: gan
Product: gigaxonin
Exons: 12
Coding region: 64-1950 (628 amino acids)
Biological process (GO): cytoskeleton organization
Molecular function (GO): protein binding
Source: RefSeq, a predicted model, not a curated record